Messenger RNA from Homarus americanus (American lobster), 1731 nucleotides. Its product is annotated as mucin-2-like. The transcript has 3 exons. The coding region runs from base 1 to 1731 and encodes 576 amino acids. NCBI's taxonomy places the organism in Eukaryota, Metazoa, Arthropoda, Malacostraca, Decapoda, Nephropidae. The record is from RefSeq and is a predicted model, not a curated record.
AUGUCACCAGCACAAACCACUCAACACUAUGUAUCUCACAAGCCACCAGCACUACCAGUAUCUCCUGCAAGCCACCAGCACACCAGUAUCUCCUACAGCCACCAGCACUACCAGCACUACCAGUAUCUCCUACAAGCCACAACCAACUACAGUAUCUCCCAAGUAUAUCUCCUACAGCCACCAGCACUAGUAUCUCCACGCCACACCAGUAUCUCCUACAAGCCACCAGCACUACCAGUAUCUCCUACAAGCCACCACUACUCAGUAUCUCCUGGCCACCAGCACUGCAGUAUCUCCUACAAGCCACCAGCACUGCAGUAUCUCCUACAAGCCACCAGCACUACCAGUAUCUACAAGCCACCAGCACUACCAGCACCACAGUAUCUCCUACAAGCCACCAGCACUACCAGUAUCUCCUACAAGCCACCAGCACCUUUUCCAUGUUUCAGUAUCUCCUACAAGCCACCAGCACUACCAGUAUCUCCUACAAGCCACCAGCACUACCAGUAUCUCCUACAAGCCACCAGCACUACCAGUAUCUCCCCAAAGCCACCAGCUACCAGUAUCUCCCAUAAGCCACCAGCGCCACCAGUAUCUCAGUACAAAGCCAGCACUACACAGUAUCUCUACAAGCCACCAGCACUACCAGUAUCUCCUACAAGCCACCAGCACUACUAUCUCCUACAAACCACCAGCACAGUAUCUCUAAGCCACCAGCUUUCACCAGUAUCUCCAUACCAGUAUACCAGUAUCUCCUACAAGCCACCAGCACUACCAGUAUCUCCUACAAACCACCAGCACUACCAGUAUCUCUAUAAGCCACCAGCACUACCAGUAUCUCCCUACCAGCCUACCAGUAUCUCCUACAAGCACCUACCAAUUAUUACUACAAGCCUACCAGCUCCUACAAGCCACCAGCACUACCAGUAUCUCCUACAAACCAGCAUUGCAAUAUCUCUACAAGCCACCAGCACUACCAGUAUCUCCUACAAGCCACCAACACUACCAGUAUCUCCUACAAGCCACCAGCACUACCAGUAUCUCCUACAAGCCACCAGCACUACCAGUAUCUCCACAAAGCCACCAGCACUACCAGUAUCUCCCGCAACUACAGCCACCAGCACUGUAUCUCUACAAGCCACCAGCACUACCGAGUAUCUCCUACAAGCCACCAGCACUUAUCUCCUACAAACCAGUAUCUCUACAAGCCACCAGCACUACCAGUAUCUCAGCCACCAGUAUAUCCUGCAAGCCACCAGCACUACCAGUAUCUCCUACAAGCCACCAGCACUAUAUCCAGCACUACACUACCAGUAUCUCUACAAGCCACCAGCACUACCAGUAUCUCCUACAAGCCACCCAGCUACUACCCAGUAUCUCCUACAAGCCACCAGCACUACCAGUACAGCUACCCAGUAUCUCCUACAAGCCACCAGCACUACCAGUAUCUCCUACAAGCCACCAGCACUACCAGUAUCUCCACAAGCCACCACACUACCAGCAUUUCUGCCAGUAGCUCCUACAACCAAGCCACCAGCACUACCAGUAUCUCCUAAGCCACCAGCACUACCAGUAUCUCCUGCAGCCACCAGCACUACAGUAUCUCCUGCAAGCCACCAGCACUACAGUAUCUCCUACAAGCCAGCACUACCAGUAUCUCCUACAAAUACCAGCACUACCAGCAUCUCCUACAUGCCACCACACCAACAAGUGAUCAUUGGGUCAAGAUGA